AGGAUCGCCCCGCCACACCACUCGCUGCAUUGAAGCUUUCUGAUUCGGCGGUGUCCACAUAGUGAAGAGCCAGAGAAUAAUCAUGAAGGCGUUUCUGGUCUGUGCCCUGCUCGCUACGAUCGUCGCUGUGAGCUUAGCUCACCAUUUGGAGCUCUGCAACAAAAAAGACGAGCAGCUCAAGAAUGAACUCCAGUGCAUUGGGCUGCACAUCUCGGCGGGGGCGAACCAAAGCUUUGACAAGGCAUUGAAGACUCUGAGCUGCCAGGACUGGAGCUGCGUCAUCCGGAAGCUCUGCGUCGGAAACAACCUGGAAGCCGCCAUGGCCAACCAUUUCACGAAGCCUCAAAUCACGGAGAUUCACAACGCUGCCACCACCUGCGAUCCAGAGGCUGGGCACCACCACCACCACCACUGAAUACAGUCCACUCUAAAGAAAUCCGAGAACGGAGCCUUGGUUGGGCAAACAGUUCCUACAAAUUCCAGAGGCACUCCAUCGAGGGACUGCGGGCAGCUUUAUGUCUUGUAAGGCAAAAUGUUUUAUCUUGUCGUAAUAAGGUCAAAUAAAGACACUUUUCUGUGAAA
This is a messenger RNA of Dermacentor silvarum, 582 nucleotides long. RefSeq names its product antimicrobial peptide microplusin-like. The record is from RefSeq and is a predicted model, not a curated record. Bases 83 to 415 code for a protein of 110 amino acids. Lineage: Eukaryota; Metazoa; Arthropoda; Arachnida; Ixodida; Ixodidae. The transcript has 5 exons.